ACGUAAAUCAAAUAUCACCAACAACGGCACUUUCUGACCAGUUUCACGCUCUCAAAGGACGACUUCGUUUUAGUGCCUCCGUGUUUUGCCGAGUCUUCCUUUGAAUCCAUCUCUUUCCCACUUCUCUCUCUGUAUAAAGAUCUGGGCUUUUCUCUGAAGCCUUCAUCUUUUUUCCCACAUUGGAUGCGAUUUCAGGAUUGCUGUUGAUCUCUGUACAGAUUUUUGAAGUACCCGUAUUUUUUAGUUCGUUAAGAUCCCAGAUCUUUAUCCCGCAGUGUAACAAAUUGUGCAUAUUUUCCAUCGAAAAUGUUUGGUUUAAAGAAGUCCCCGUUAAAGGCUGCUAAGCGUAACUCAGUUGACCCUCUAUAUCCUGCUUCCUCGGGCUCAAACCCGUUUGAUGAUGAGCCUGCACAAGUUAGACAGAAUGAGAAGCAUGCACUAGUUGGACAGAAUGAUAAGCAGGCACUAUUUGGACAGAAUACUAGCACCAAUCCUUUUGAUGGUGAUCAAGGAAAAGAGAAUACUAAUUCGUAUACAUAUAAGAGUACUUACGCAGAGAGAAACAAGUACAAAAAUGAUUUCCGCGAUUCAGGAGGCGUUGAAAAUCAAUCAGUGCAAGAGUUGGAAAGUUAUGCAGUGUAUAAGGCUGAGGAGACUACAAACUCAGUCAACAGCUGCCUGAGGAUUGCUGAAGAUAUACGUGAGGAUGCUACCAAGACUCUGGUCAUGUUGCAUCACCAGGGUGACCAAAUCACCAGGACCCACUUUGUUGCUGCUGACAUUGAACAGGAUCUCAGUCGGGGUGAAAAGCUUCUGGGGAGUCUCGGGGGCAUCUUCUCUAAAACUUGGAAGCCAAAGAAGGGUCGCACAAUAACUGGCCCUGUCAUCACAGCAGAUGCUGCAAUCAAAAGGAGCAGCCAGUCAGAGAGGGAGAAGCUGGGACUGACUCCUGCACCCAAGGGAUUAUCACAUUCACGAACACCACUUCCUGAACCCACCAAUGCCCUUCAGAAAGUUGAGGUAGAAAAGGCGAAGCAAGAUGAUGGACUGUCAGAUUUAAGUAAUCUGUUGGGAGAGCUGAAGGAUAUGGCCGUUGACAUGGGGUCUGAAAUUGAUAGGCAUAACAAAGCUAUAGCUCAUAUGGAUGCUGAUGUUGAUGAGCUCCACUACCGUGUCAGAGGUGCUACUCAACGUGGUCGUCGCUUGCUCGGAAAGUAGAAUGCAGGAUUGUUCUGGCCAGGCCUGAUGAUGUAUGCUGUUCCAAUACUGUCUGCCCUCCAUUUUUUUUUUUUACCAGUUAUGGAUUCUGGUCUCACUCGUGUAUCUGGAUUUUGUAUACAACUUGACUUCAUUGAUUGAUAUAGGAUACUUCGCUGUUAGCAGGAAUGUGUUGUCAUUUACCGAUGAGAAUGUUGUUAAGAUAUAUGAUCAUUGAUCGGUGAAUUAGUUAAUAAAUACUAAAUACCUUAUAAGCA
This is a messenger RNA of Rosa chinensis, 1475 nucleotides long. RefSeq names its product SNAP25 homologous protein SNAP33. The transcript is spliced from 6 exons. Bases 307 to 1218 code for a protein of 303 amino acids. Gene Ontology annotation, molecular function: SNAP receptor activity. The record is from RefSeq and is a predicted model, not a curated record. Gene Ontology annotation, cellular component: plasma membrane; SNARE complex. NCBI's taxonomy places the organism in Eukaryota, Viridiplantae, Streptophyta, Magnoliopsida, Rosales, Rosaceae.